Messenger RNA from Pediculus humanus corporis (human body louse), 745 nucleotides. RefSeq lists its product as uncharacterized. The transcript has a single exon. Gene Ontology annotation, molecular function: oxidoreductase activity, acting on single donors with incorporation of molecular oxygen, incorporation of two atoms of oxygen. NCBI's taxonomy places the organism in Eukaryota, Metazoa, Arthropoda, Insecta, Psocodea, Pediculidae. Bases 1 to 681 code for a protein of 226 amino acids. The record is from RefSeq and is a predicted model, not a curated record. Gene Ontology annotation, cellular component: mitochondrion.
AUGGCGACGAAAUUAGAGUAUGUUAUUCAACAUGCUUUGAGAACUUUUAGGCAUUCUCACAGGAAAUUACCUGAGUGUUCUGUUACAGAAUUAAACGAGUUAAGAUCUUUAGCAAACGAAAUUACAAUAAGUGAUAUUGGUAGACUUCGAAAUAUCUUAAAUCCCAAUGAAUUAAAAGAAUUUAUGUUCAAAAAGAAAACUUCUCUUGAUUAUAUACCUGUAUAUGAAGAUUACAGUAUUACUGUCGGCGUGUUCUUACUAAAGCAAGGUACAAAAUUACCCAUUCAUGACCAUCCUAAUAUGCAUGGGAUAAUAAAAGUUCUUCAAGGAAAAUUAAAAAUUACAAGUUAUAGUGUAAUAGAUAUAGAAAGUUCAAUUAAUGGAAUAUACUCAUCAAUGUAUUACAAUCAUCCUCUUAAAGUAAUUAAACAUCCUGAAGUAAUACUAACAAAUGAAAAUGAAUGUUGUAUGCUUACUCCAACUGAAAAAAAUAUUCAUGAAGUUGAAUGCAUUGAAGGACCUGCUGCAUUUUUAGAUAUUUUGUCGCCACCAUAUGAAGAUGGAAGUUCAGAGGAACCCAGAACGUGUCAUUACUUUCAAGAGCAUUUGCCAUCUGCACAUACCGAUUCUAAUGAAAUAGAUGAUUGUUUAAGGCUAGUGCAAGUUCCAAGUCCUUUUUAAAUUAUUAUUAAUUAUAUAAAAUUUUUUUUUGUACAUAAGUAAAAAGUAAGUUAUAUUAAAAAAU